Molecule: messenger RNA, 5080 nt
Organism: Pristis pectinata (smalltooth sawfish)
Lineage: Eukaryota; Metazoa; Chordata; Chondrichthyes; Rhinopristiformes; Pristidae
Product: titin-like
Exons: 20
Coding region: 156-4808 (1550 amino acids)
Source: RefSeq, a predicted model, not a curated record
GGGGACAGGAAGCUGCGCCUCUGGUUUCAGUGGGUGGCAGCCUGUUCAACCCACGUCCCUAUUUAAACAGCGCUCACUGCGGCUCCCGACAAAGCCGGCCGGAGCUGAAGCCGCCGAUUUCUGGAGUGUCCGAGUCUGGCUCAGUGCACAGGGCGAUGGGGGUCGCUUCUUAUCUCUGUCUCCUUCUGUCCUGUCUGGCAGGCGUGCGGUCGGACGUUGUGCUGACACAGCCCGCGUCAGCGGUGGUGAAGCCCGGGGAGUCCCACAGAUUGACCUGUGGAGUCAGUGGGUUUAGCCUCAGCGACUAUAGCAUGAGCUGGGUGAAACAGGUCUCCGGGAAAGGACUGGAGUGGGUGUCAGCGAUAUCGGGUGGCGGUAGCAAAUAUUACGCGCCUGGAGUCAAGGGCCGAUUCGAGGUUUCCAAGGACAGCAGCACCGUCUAUCUGCAAGUGAACAACCUGAGACCGGACGACACGGCCACCUAUUACUGUGCGAGAGACACAUGUGACUAUCUUUACUACUGGGGGAAAGGAACGUCGCUGACGGUGACUUCAGUGGCCAAGUCCUUGCCGUCAGUCUACAUCACCCCUUCCUGCAACACGGAAUCUGGCCAAGAGAUCAGCCUCCUCUGUCUGGUCAAGGACUAUCAGCCUGAGAGCAUCAGUCAGACAUGGUCCACCAAGAGUGGGGAAAUCACCACUGGAAUCAAGAAGUACCCGGCAGUCUUGGGGCAAAGUUCAACGUACACAAUGAGCAGCUUGCUCCGAGUCCCUGCGGCGGAUUGGAACAGGAAUAAAGUCUACUUCUGCAAGGCAGGGUACGAGGGAGGCAAGUUUAUGACAGCGGAGUUCCGGAAACCUCAACCUCCAAAGCUCAUCCCCCUUGUUCCAUCCCCGGAGGUUAUCUACAAUCAAACAACUGCUGUCCUGGGCUGUGUGAUAUCUGGAUUCUCUCCUGACAGUAUUACUGUUUCCUGGGAAAAAGCUGGAUCUGCUCGAGUGGGCAUCAUUCUGCCUUCCACUUCAACAACGGAUGGUGUAUUUGAAACAGUCACUUACCUGACCGUCCCUGUGCAGGAAUGGAUCAGCAAACAGGAAUAUACUUGUGAAGUGACCCACACACUUUCUGGUUUCAGGGAGAAGGUCAACAUGAGGUAUCAAGAGGAAUUGUCUGUCUUUAUCCAAAAUCCCUCCACUGAAGAGAUUUGGAUCAACAAGACCGCUACUCUGGUGUGCAUGGUUGUAGGUGCUGAUCUGAGCCAGGUCCAAAUCUACUGGCAGGUGAGCGAGAGGGAGAAAAUUAAAGGAGAUAUGACCAAAAAACUGAGAGAGGAAGGGACCCAAGACACAGUGAUCAGCCAACUCCAGACCAGUGUGGAGGAGUGGUCCAGUGGGGUGGAGUACACGUGCUCUGCCCAACAACCUUCUUCAUCCUCAGCAGUGUCAGCGCGGACAAAAAGUACCAAAGUGGAGACAAAAAGUCCCAAGGUCAGACUGCUGCCUCCACCACACGAAGGGACCAAGAGUAGGAACACGGCCACCCUCGAGUGUGUGGUCUCUGGAUUCUACCCGGACCUUAUAAGCGUCACCUGGGAGAAAGACGGCUCCCUGAUCUCCUCCAACACCAGUGCAUCACCGACUGCUCUGGAGCAGCGGGGUGCGUUCAGUGCCAGCCAUUUCCUGACUGUGAGUACAGAGGAGUGGAAGAAAGGCUCAGUCUUCAGCUGUACAGUGUCUCAUCCCCCGUCCAACACCAGAGUCAGCCAGAAGGUGAAAAGCAUUCAAGAAUUGUCUGUCUUUAUCCAAAAUCCCUCCACUGAAGAGACUUGGAUCAACAAGACGGCUACUCUGGUGUGCAUGGUUGUGGGUGCUGAUCUGAGCCAGGUCCAAAUCUACUGGCAGGUGAGCAAGAGGGAGAAAAUUAAAGGAGAUGUGACCAAAAAACUGAGAGAGGAAGGGACCCAAGACACAGUGAUCAGCCAACUCCAGACCAGUGUGGAGGAGUGGUCCAGUGGGGUGGAGUACGUGUGCUCUGCCCAGCAACCUUCUUCAUCCUCAGCAGUGUCAGCGCGGACAAAAAGUACCAAAGUGGAGACAAAAAGUCCCAAGGUCAGACUGCUGCCUCCACCACACGAAGGGACCAAGAGUAGGAACACGGCCACCCUCGAGUGUGUGGUCUCUGGAUUCUACCCGGACCUUAUAAGCGUCACCUGGGAGAAAGACGGCUCCCUGAUAACCUCCAACACCAGUGCUACACCGACUGCUCUGGAGCAGGGGGGCACUUUCAGCGCCAGCCACUUCCUGACUGUGAGUACAGAGGAGUGGAAGAAAGGCUCAGUCUUCAGCUGUACAGUGUCUCAUCCCCCAUCCAACACCAGAGUCAGCCAGAAGGUGAAAAGCAUUCAAGAAUUGUCUGUCUUUAUUCAAAAUCCUGGCAUUGCAGAGAUCUGGAUCAACAACACCGCUAUCCUGAAGUGCACGAUUACCUGUACUGAUCCGAGCAAGGUCCACAUCUCUUGGGAGGUGAGCGGGAAGGACAGAACUAAAGAAGCUGUGACCCGACCAGCGGAGAGGGAAGGGAUCCGAAACACAGUGAUCAGUGAACUCCGGACCAGUGUGGAGGAGUGGUUCAGUGGGGUGGAGUACGUGUGCUCUGCCCAACAACCUUCUUCACCCUCAGCAGUGUCAGCACGGACAAAAAGUACCAAAGUGGAGACAAAAAGUCCCAAGGUCGGACUGCUGCCUCCACCACACGAAGGGACCAAGAGCAGGAACACGGCCACCCUCGAGUGUGUGGUCUCUGGAUUCUACCCGGACCUCAUAAACGUCACCUGGGAGAAAGACGGCUCCCUGAUCUCCUCCAACACCAGUGCUGCACCGACUGCUCUGGAGCAGGGGGGCACUUUCAGUGCCAGCCACUUCCUGACUGUGAGUACAGAGGAGUGGAAGAAAGGCUCAGUCUUCAGCUGUACAGUGUCUCAUCCCCCCUCCAACACCAGUGUCAGCUGGGAGGUGAAAAGCAUUCAAGAAUUGUCUGUCUUUAUCCAAAAUCCCUCCACUGAAGAGAUUUGGAUCAACAAGACGGCUACUCUGGUGUGCAUGGCUGUGGGUGCUGAUCUGAGCCAGGUCCAAAUCUACUGGCAGGUGAGCGAGAGGGAGAAAAUUAAAGGAAAUGUGACCAAAAAACUGAGAGAGGAAGGGACCCAAGACACAGUGAUCAGCCAACUCCAGACCAGUGUGGAGGAGUGGUCCAGUGGGGUGGAGUACACGUGCUCUGCCCAGCAACCUUCUUCAUCCUCAGCAGUGUCAGCGCGGACAAAAAGUACCAAAGUGGAGACAAAAAGUCCCAAGGUCAGACUGCUGCCUCCACCUCACGAAGGGACCAAGAGCAGGAACACGGCCACCCUCGAGUGUCUGGUCUCUGGAUUCUACCCAGAUCUCAUAAACGUCACCUGGGAGAAAGACGGCUCCCUGAUCUCCUCCAACACCAGUGCUGCACCGACUGCUCUGGAGCAGGGGGGCACUUUCAGUGCCAGCCACUUCCUGACUGUGAGUACAGAGGAGUGGAAGAAAGGCUCAGUCUUCAGCUGUACAGUGUCUCAUCCCCCCUCCAACACCAGUGUCAGCUGGGAGGUGAAAAGCAUUCAAGAAUUGUCUGUCUUUAUCCAAAAUCCCUCCACUGAAGAGAUUUGGAUCAACAAGACCGCUACUCUGGUGUGCAUGGUUGUGGGUGCUGAUCUGAGCCAGGUCCAAAUCUACUGGCAGGUGAGCGAGAGGGAGAAAAUUAAAGGAAAUGUGACCAGAAAACUGAGAGAGGAAGGGACCCAAGACACAGUGAUCAGCCAACUCCAGACCAGUGUGGAGGAGUGGUCCGUUGGGAUGGAGUACACGUGCUCUGCCCGACAACCUUCUUCACCCUCAGCAGUGUCAGCGCAGACAAAAAGUACCAAAGUGGAGACCAAAUGUCCCAAGGUCAGACUGCUGCCUCCACCACAUGAAGGGACCAUGAGUAGGGACACGGCCACCCUCGAGUGUGUGGUCUCUGGAUUCUACCCAGACCUCAUAAACGUCACCUGGGAGAAAGACGGCUCCCUGGUCACCUCCAACACCAGUGCUGCACCGACUGCUCUGGAGCAGGGGGGCACUUUCAGCGCCAGCCACUUCCUGACUGUGAGUACAGAGGAGUGGAAGAAAGGCUCAGUCUUCAGCUGUACAGUGUCUCAUCCCCCCUCUAACACCAGUGUCAGCCAGGAGGUGAAAAGCAUUCAAGAAUUGUCUGUCUUUAUCCUAAAUCCCUCCACUGAAGAGAUUUGGAUCAACAAGACCGCUACUUUGGUGUGCGUGGCUGUGGCUGCUGAUCUGAGCCAGGUCCAAAUCUACUGGCAGGUGAGCGAGAGGGAGAAAAUUAAAGGAAAUGUGACCAGAAAACUGAGAGAGGAAGGGACCCAAGACACAGUGAUCAGCCAACUCCAGACCAGUGUGGAGGAGUGGUCCAGUGAGGUGGAGUACACGUGCUCUGCCCAACAACCUUCUUCACCCUCAUCAGUGUCAGCGCGGACAAAGAGUACCAAAGUGGAGACCAAACGUCCCAAGGUCAGACUGCUGCCUCCACCACACGAAGGGACCAAGAGUAGGAACAUGGCCACCCUCGAGUGUGUGGUCUCUGGAUUCUACCCGGACCUCAUAAACGUCACCUGGGAGAAAGACGGCUCCCUGAUCUCCUCCAACACCAGUGCUGCACCGACUGCUCUGGAGCAGGGGGGCACUCUCAGUGCCAGCCACUUCCUGACUAAUCCUGCACAGACUUGACAGGAGAGGAGGGGAAGGAAGAACUGGGAGACUUGGAUGGAGAUGACAAUGUGCUGGCAGUUGCUGCCUUUGCCAUUCUGUUCGUUAUCAGUUUCCUCUACAGCACCUUCGUCACCGUCGUCAAGGUUCAGCAGUGACCAGCAGAUACACGACUCACAUUCAGUCAAGAAAUCCCCGUGUGGCCUGCUGAUGUUUGGAAAUGGAGUCUCCCUCUCACUCACUCAGCAAUCCCAGGCUACUGCACUGCAACUGCUCAUUUCAGGAGAUAAACC